Caenorhabditis auriculariae is the source of this 1293-nucleotide messenger RNA. NCBI's taxonomy places the organism in Eukaryota, Metazoa, Nematoda, Chromadorea, Rhabditida, Rhabditidae. The record is from the annotation of a GenBank genome assembly.
AUGCGUUCGCCACCCAUCCACCUCAUCAUGGAGACCGACGGUCGCAUGAAAGCUUACAAAUUUGUCGCCUACGCGGCGGUCUCCUUCUCCAUCGUGGCCGUCCUCUCGGUCGUGCUCACUUUGCCGAUGGUUUACAACUAUGUGAGCCACGUCAGGCAACAGAUGCACCACGAGAUCUCCUUCUGCAAGGUUUAUUUUCUGUUUUUUUUUUAAAUUUUUUUUCUUUAUUAAAUCGUUUACUUAGCAAUGUGUUCGCGAAUUUCUAUCUAUUUUUCAUUGCACUUCUCGAUUUUAAUAGUGCUUUAUAUCAUGAACGGAGUUUUCAUAUAUUCAUCAAAAACCAUUGAGAAAGCCUAAACUGUACUUUUUCCCAUAUAAAAUUGAUUGUUACGUUUCUAAACCUGUCCAUUGUUCAGGGAUCCGCCAAGGACAUCUUCGCCGAAGUUAACUUCAUGAAGGCUCAUUCUGGACCAGCGGCCCCACGCAACCGUACCGCCCGUCAGUCCGGCUACGGCGGUCCAGAAGUCAACCCAGCUCCAAACCUUCAGUGCGAAGGCUGCUGCUUGCCGGGACCACCUGGACCAGCUGGAGCUCCAGGAAAGCCAGGAAAGCCAGGACGACCAGGAGCGCCAGGAACGCCUGGAACGCCAGGAAAGCCACCAGUCGCCCCUUGCGAGCCAACCACUCCACCACCAUGCAAGCCAUGCCCACAAGGACCCCCUGGACCACCAGGACCACCAGGAGCUCCAGGAGACCCGGGAGAGGCUGGAACUCCAGGAAGACCAGGAACCGACGCUGCUCCAGGAUCGCCAGGACCACGAGGACCACCAGGACCACCAGGAGAGGCCGGAGCCCCAGGACCAGCCGGAGAGCCAGGAUCGCCAGCUGUUUCCGAGCCACUCACUCCAGGAUCCCCAGGAGAGCCAGGAGAUGCCGGUAAAUCUUCCCUUUCUACUUACACUAUAGCAAAAUCGAAUAAUUUUUGCUCAGAACAGUCUCUUCAAACUGAUUUUUUUCAGGACCACCCGGACCUCCAGGACCACCAGGAGCUCCAGGAAACGACGGACCACCAGGACCAGCCGGACCAAAGGGAGCUCCAGGACCAGACGGACCACCAGGAGUCGACGGACAAGCUGGACCUCCAGGACCACCAGGACCUGCCGGAACCGCUGGAGAGAAGGGAAUCUGCCCCAAGUGAGUUGAAAUUCGCUCAGAGCUCAACUAAUUGGCUUCGUUCUCAGGUAUUGCGCUUUGGACGGAGGAGUCUUCUUCGAGGACGGAACUCGGCGCUAA